AUGGCCGACGAGCCGUACAGCGCGACGAGCGCGGCGGCGACCGACGCGGGCGCCCCGCACCCCGCGACCGAGGUCGAGGUGAUGACGCAGCGCAUCGAGGACCAGGUCACGAACCUCGUAGGAAGCUUUUCGGCGUGGUGGGGCGGCGUGAACCGCCAGUCGCAGACGGCACUCCAGGACGCACGUACCUACAUUGAGAAACAGGGCGGCGUGCUUGCUACUGCAAAGCAGAGCAUUGCGCAGCUCGAGGCGUCUAUGGAGAAGGCGAGCCAGGAUGCGCGCGCAAAGGGGCGGGACGGUGCACCGCCGGCCGACGACGGCGAGCCGUUCGAGCUGCCGGACGACGAGGCGCCCAAGGACAAGGGCAAGGGCGUCGAGCGCGACGCGCCCGCAGCCGAGACCGAAGCACAGACACUUGCUUCGCUAGGCACGAGCGCGUGGACGUCGCUCCAGCGACUUGCGCACCUUCCUCAGGUCGCACACGUCCAAGAGCAGCUCUCCCACGCCCUGCACACCGCCGAGGGGCAAACCGGACCGACGCUCCAGCGCGCGAUGCACGACGCCGAGGCACUCAUGACCAAGUACAUGCACGACGGCGAGGCACUCGCACGCGACGUCGGCAAGGACUUACGUGGACUUAUGGACGACAUUGUCAAGAUUGUGCCACCCGAAGAGGCGGAGCGCGUCGCGGCUGACACACCCCAAUCCGUUCCGCAGGAGAGGGCAGAGGAGGCCAAGACCGACGUACCGCACGCGCUGGGCGACGCCGACGACUUUGCGUGGGACGACGACGAGGAGCCCGAAGCGGUGCAGCCGGCCGAUCCUCAGGCGGCGCAGCCUGCGGGCGCCGCCGCGCCUGCCGCGCCGCCGGCUGAACCCACGGUGGCUGCCGCCGCCCCUGUGCCGCACCCCGCGCCUGCCCCGAGCACGGCGCCGGCCCCGAGCACGGCUGCGCCCCAGACCGAGCACGACUCCGACUCGGACUGGGAAUAG
Malassezia japonica is the source of this 993-nucleotide messenger RNA. RefSeq lists its product as uncharacterized. The transcript has a single exon. Lineage: Eukaryota; Fungi; Basidiomycota; Malasseziomycetes; Malasseziales; Malasseziaceae. The record is from RefSeq and is a predicted model, not a curated record. Bases 1 to 993 code for a protein of 330 amino acids.